GCCGUCGUUGCCAAUUUCAUCUCUCUUUCUUUCUCUCUAUACAAGUGUUUGUUAUUGGAAUGAUAAAGAGGAGAUUCUAUAAGCUUGAUCAUGGUGAUCGUGAUGCCUCAGAUCCGUCCUCUUCAUCCUCAGAUUCUGAGCUUGAAGCUGAAGCCACUGAAGAAUCAGAGGAUGAUCCAAUACCACAAGUAAAACAGGAUAAUGAAGUUGGAUCAACAUCUUCUGGAUAUGAAAGUGAGGAAAGUUCUGCCAAUGAUGUUGAUGUCAACUCAGCAGGUCAGCUAUUUAGUGAAGAUGAUGCUGGAAUUAUAAAUGAAAGACAAACACUUGUUAACAUGGAGUUGCCUGGUACAUGUGAUUCUGAAAAGUCUAAUGUCUUGGCUGAAAAGAAACUCUUACCAACGGAUAUGCCAUCCUACAUCUUAAAAUGCAAAUCAGUUUUUAAGUGCAGGAUAUGUCCUCGGAUUAUCUGUUUGACUGAGGACACUAUGCGGGAUCAUCUGCAAUCAAAGAGACAUGCUCGGUCUGAAAAACUACUUAGUGAAGGUAGACUGAAGGCCAUGCUCGAUAGUGAUGGUGAAAUUGAGAACCAAGAGGUCUCAGAGAUCCAAACCAAAGAUACUGAGGAGAAUGUGAAGAAGAAUCACAAAGGACAGAAGCAGCAUAAAAAGAGAUUGAGAAAGAAGCAUAGUGACGGUGCAAACGGACGGAAAAUGCUGUCUACAAAAGGGUCAAGCAAGAGAAGGAGAAAGAAGUGAAAGCUGAGAAAUGGGUUGUAUGGAACAAAUUUUCCCGGAACUGCCAUUUGCCUUUGUGUGCAAAGUCUGCGUGGUCUUAUCUAUGCUGUACUGAUGGUGUUUUUUGAACACCGUUCCCCUUCCCCUUCCCCUUUCGCCUCUGUUCAAUAGUUUCCUGUUUCUCCGUCCCAUUUGGAUCGUUCAAUAUAGCAUUCCGCUUCCUACAAUAUUUGACAGCAUUUAUAUUCAUUUUUUUUCUCGGAGCAUCAUAUCAAUGUAACGGAAUUGAAAGUUCCCUUGUAAAGACAUUAG
Messenger RNA from Gastrolobium bilobum, 1049 nucleotides. RefSeq lists its product as uncharacterized. Bases 60 to 758 code for a protein of 232 amino acids. The record is from RefSeq and is a predicted model, not a curated record. Lineage: Eukaryota; Viridiplantae; Streptophyta; Magnoliopsida; Fabales; Fabaceae. The transcript has 6 exons.